UUCUCAUCUGGGUGAUAAAGUCAAAUCCUUUUAUGAUUGGAGAAAGAGAGUAAAAUACUUUCAAAAUACAAUCCAAUGUUCUUUUCUUUUGUGGGAACUGAUGCAUGUGCUCUGUUUUCUGUGAUUGGGAAGAUUAAGAGCAGCGUUGGCGAGGAUAAUUGAAGGAGAUGGAUAAAAAUGAGUCCACAUCAGAGGGUCUCGAACAGCGCUGACCUUCAAACUACCAGAGGUGGAGUGGGAACCAGGCCUGCAGAGGAAAAGAAGAUGAAAUCUACAAUUCCAAGAAGAAAAACGGCCGUUAUUAAAGCUUUCAGCAAAACCAAACAAAGCAAUGACUAUGGGCCAUGCAAAAUAUCCCAAGAUGCAGUGCUGUUGAUGGAAGCCCACGCUCACCUUACCAGCGGCUUGCAGUCAAAAGAGAGACUUCUGCUGCUUUUCACAGAUUCGCUUAUCAUCGCCAAAACCAAGUCUCUGUAUCUAAAACUGAAGGCUCAGAUUAGUCUCUCAGACAUAUGGCUGGCAUCCUGUAUCCACUGCAUCACAGACAGGAAGCUGACCUCCAAGAAUUCGUUCGUGAUUGGCUGGCCGACCACCAAUUACGUUGUUACUUUCAGCUCAUCGGAAACUAAAGAGAAGUGGUUACAUGCUCUUCAUUGGCACACCUGCAACGCCAGACAAGGAAUCCUGCCAAAUGCUAUUCUUCUCUAUGUCCUGCUGAUUUGCCAGCCUGAUGACAACAAUUCAGCGACUGUUGCUGUGGCAGUGGAUGUGAGCACGACUGCCGAAAAUGUGGUUCAGUACAUCAUGCAGCAGUGCAAACUACUAGGUGAGGUCUCGAACUACCAGCUGUGUGUGAAUUAUGAAAAAGAAGAGGAAACAUACCCCCUCAUUGGCCAUGAGCUCCCAUUCUUCAUUCUCUAUCACUCCUUGAGAAGUCAGCAAGACCAUCUGAACAUGCCCAGCGAGCCCCUGCAGGAGGCGUUUAUUUCUGGCCAGCAGACAGAUGCCUCUCCCAAGACUCCUCACUUCACCCUAAAAAACAGAACACACACUCCUAGGGGUGCGUUGCUGAAACACAAAAGAAAGAGGUCUCUGAUUGAUUGGGCUUUGCGGAGGGGACAUUAUAAUCAGUCUGAUGGUCAAACUGCAUCUCACAAGCUAUUCGGACAGUCUCUCUCCUCCAUUUGUUCUGAUGGAAAUCUGCCAAAGCCCAUCAUGGACCUGCUUUAUCUGCUGUUCUGCGAGGGUCCCGAAACCUGUGGAAUCUUCCGACGUUCAGCAAAUGCCAAAAACUGUAGGAUCCUGAAGGAGAGAAUGAAUUCUGGGCAAAGUAUUUCAAUGCAUGAGCAAUCAGUAUUCGUCUCUGCAUCUCUAAUUACAGAAUUCUUGCGAAAGCUGCCUGGUGGUGUUUUGUGCUGUGAAUUAUAUGAGGACUGGAUGGAAGUGCUGCAGACUGAAGAUCAACAGGAAAGACUUAACAGAGUCAGAAGUUUGCUCACACAGCUGCCGGAGGAGAAUGUUACCUUGCUGUGCCACUUAUUUGGAGUGCUGCACAGAAUACACACUCACUCUGAGGUAAAUCAGAUGACAGCAACAAACUUGGCCCUUUGCAUCGCACCUAAUAUGCUCUGGAGGUCCUCCCAAAUCAGCCAAGAGAAGGAGGGACAGGGCGUGUUGCAGGUCGCCUCGCUCAUCCAGUACCUGAUAGAAAACACGCCUGCCAUAUUUGGAGAUGAUCUGGAGAGUUUGUUCAUCAGGCAGUUGAGUUCGGGUCAGGAAACGCACGAUUAUGCAGAUGGGUCAUUUAUUCUUCAGCACUCUUCUUCAGAGGACACAGACCAAGAUUUUACAGUUUCCACCCAUCUACAGCCAGAAGUUCAUCCCCUUUUUCUCCCACUGGCUGCACUUUCUCUGCAAGAGAAGAGGAGACCCGGGGCCUUAUAUAUUGAUAUGCCGUCAUCAGAGGGCACCUACAGCUGUGGGACUCUGGAUUCCAUUUCAUCUCGUUCCAGUGCUUCUGUAAGCAUGCUGGAGGUUGGGCAACUCAGCCAAUCUCGUGAUCGAUGCCUCUCUGAGCCUUCCAUGUAUUUUUCCUCACCCCAAACACUGGCACCGAAUCAUACUCCCGUUAUCCGCCAGUCCAGCUAUGAUGCUGCUGUAACUGACAGCAGAAAGGAGCAGUCACUAGGCUCUACGGGACUGAGCCCAGAUCAGCAAUCGCAAAACUCUGGAAUAGGUCCAAGACGCCGUCGUUACACUUUCUGGAAGUCUCCGCAGAUCCCCACUCGCUUCCGUCAUCCUGCACAGAGAUUGGCCAGCAUGUCAAGUCUGUCAUCUACUACCACUUCUUCCCUCAGCUCAUUGGAUAGUACACUUUCCCUCAGCUCAGCUGAUCCAAUCCCCAGCCCUCAAGAUCCACGCUCCCGGCCGUUUCUGUUUGGAACUGCUGCAAGACUGCGGCCUCUCACACCUGAAAUAUCCAAAAAGAGCUGGACAAAUACUUUCACUUACGAAGAAGAAGAAGACUUUUGGGGUGAGAGGGAUCAGGAGACCGAAAAUGAGAAAGAAAAUGAAUGCGAAGCAUCUUUUCAUGACUACGAUGAAGAGAGAGGAGUGAAGAAUGGAGAAAGAGCUGAGAGUGAGGAUGCCAUGAGCUUUGAGUCUAUUGGGGAUAUUCAUGAGGUUAAAAGUGCGACUCAAAGCAUGUCAGAGGGUCUUUCUGAAACUGUGUGCAGCUUUGAGUUUAGUGUGAAUCCAUUACAAUGUCAAAAAGAGUCCAGUCUUGACCUUAACACACAAGCGAAUCCUUACAUCAUGUGGACAGCACCGCAAGCCAAUCAAGCUGACUCUGUGAUAAAGGAAUCCCAGGUGAAACAAACCCUCGUAAACUCCUCCACAACAUCACAAAAGCAAUCCAAAACCCAAGCAGAAAGCUCAGCAAGUCGGCUGCAGCUGACGCUUCCAAGUGCACACUCCAACAUGCAGGCCGCAGGUGGGAAGAAAGUGAGCAGAAUGAAAAUCACAUUCUUUCCUUCAGCUGGAAGAAUUAUGCUUAAACAUUCUAAGGCCACGAAUCAGACCUCAAAUACCACAAAGAAAACGCUGGGAGAAGCACAGCGAAAAGUUGAACCAGGGUUCAGUGAAGAAAAGGAGGGAAGCGUACGAGAAUCAGUUCAAGUGCAAAUACCACAGACACUGUUUUAUGGUCAUAAUGUUCCGCUAGUCUUACUUUCUACACCCCCGGUGCAGAUGAGAACACACUGUACUCCCCCUGAUGAUGUGAGUGAGACAGAUGCAGGUUUAUGCGAUACAGCUAAAGUUAACCUUGUCACAACUGAAAUUAGCAAUGGCGUAAGCAGUUACUCAGCAGAGAAUAAUGUUCAGAGCGUCAAAUUUGUUAGUCAUAGCAUGAGCACAGUUGAAGACCUGCACAGUUCUUGCUGUAAUACUGGCACCACUAACCCUGCGGUUAACUUUAGGGAUGGCCAAAAUGUUAACCGGAGUAUAAAGCUUAUUCACUGCAAUGCUAAUCAGAGUGUGGCCAAUCAAAAACCUGCUAGCAAAUCCUCAGCAAAUAUCCGCCAUACAAUCUGUAUCAAGCUUCCCGGCAACAGAGGAGUGGCACAGAACAAGCCAAUACAAUAAUUCUGCUAGUUAUAUAUAGCAUUAUUAAGAUGUUUGCAAAACAUUUGACUGUUUUUUUCUGUGCAAGAACAUGAUUGGGUUUUGAGAUUGCAAGAAAUUCUCCAGUAGAAUGUUUGUUUACUUGCGUAUUUAUGCAGAUAGAUUUUUUUUAACCAUCUCUAACGUUUUUUAAGGAACCUAACACACAAAAUAAUUUAAUUUGGGUCAAAUUUGGACAAACACAAUUAUUCAAUCAUUUGUUCAUUUUCUUUUCAACUUAUUAAUCAGAGGUUUCCACAGGGGAAUGAACCACCAACUUAUCCAGCAUAUGUUUUACACAACGAAUGCCCUUCCAGCUGCAACCCAUCACUGGGAAACAUCCAUACACACUCAUUAACACACAUACACUACGGACAAUUUAGCUUACCCAAUUCACCUAUAGCGCAUGUCUUUGGACUGUGGGGGAAACAAGAGUACUCCCUCGCGAACAUGGGGAGAACAUGCAAACUCCACACAGAAAUGCCAACUGACCCAGCCGAGGCUCAAACAAGCGGCCUUCUUGCUGUGAGGCGAUUGUGCUACCCACUGCGCCAUUGUGAUGCCUCAAACACAAUCAAUAGGUUGAAACCUUUAUUAUUCAAAAUGAAACCUUUAUGACUUAAAAAUGUGGACAAAGAUAGCUGAAGCAUUUCAUGAUUAAAAUAAUGACAGAAAUUUAUUAUGAACUAAAGAGUUAUUUAAAUACUUAGAACACACACACACACACACACACACACUUAUCAUUCCAUCACUGCUGUAUACCUUUUACCUGAGACAUGCUAGAUUUGUCAGCCAUAAAUUGUAUACAAUCUUUCUCCCUCUUUCUUUCCUGAAAGGAGUACAUUUCCAUAGAGCCAGUACCUCAAUAUCAGUAAAGCCAGGCAGAAAAAUGAAUAUAUUGCCCCUGUGCAGGUAAACAAAAUUUUCCCAGGCAUGGCACACAUCCCAUUUGCACACAGCUGAAGUGAAAGUGGGAGGUAAACAAAACCUAAUUUGUUUUCAGUGAAAGUAGGGAAUUGCAUUUGAGAGCAGGUUCAAUAGCAUCAAACCGCUCUCAAUAAGAAAGUGCUUUCAUUUCCUGGGGAAAUUUUUAUAAUUGUAUUAUAACCUUAAUGUGUUUGUUGCUUGUUUUUUCAAAUGCUUGCAUUUAACCAAUUUCUUAAAUUGAGCAGAAUACUGUAGACCGUUAGCAGUGUUUUUUUGUUAGUGUCAAUAUACAGUAAGCCAACUCUGCAAAGGGCAAACAGGAGCAGCAUCUGCCAUAGCAUUUCUGUAUGUUUACACAAGCUGCUCUAUUGAUACUAACAAUUUUGAAGUGGUCUGUUAUCCCUUUAACAGGCUUCGAAACUGCCAGCUUGACCUUUUGUUCAUAGGUUAUCAUUAAAACAAAAGCUUAAAAUGUGCUUAGAGGGAUGUGAGGAACAGUUUAAUCAAAGGAAUUUCUCCUAAAAACAGCUUAGAGUGCAAAAGAACUAGUUUUUGUACAUGUUGUACAUGUAUUUGCAACAUCUUCAUAAUAUAAACAAUUUACAUUAAAGGGAAAUUUCACCCAUUUACUUACACUCUAAUAAUUUUAAAGUUUUAUGGGUUUAAAACUCAACCAAAACGUCCUGGUUACAUACGUAACCCAUGUUCCCCGAAUAGGGAACGGAGACGUGUGUCUGUAAUAAAUCCAAUCACUUCUGAAGAUAAGAAAACGGGCCAAUGAAAUGCCAAUUGAAUUGGCGGAGCUUAGCUCCACAGCUGAAAUUGAUGAGCUAAUUAGGGCUAUAUCAGUCGGCUGUUGGAGUCAGCUCCUCAGAAUUUGCCUGCUGAAGAGCAAAUCACUCAGCUCCCAGCUGGAGUCUCAGGUGCUGUGGCAGUGGAGACACACGUCUCCGUUCCCUAUUCGGGGAAUGUGGGUUACGUACGUAACCAGGACGUUCCCCUUCAUAAGGGAACUUCUACGUGUGUCUGUAGUAAACAGACUUUUGGGAGUGCGUUAGACGACCAAUCACUUCUGAAGAUUCUUAGGGCUAUAUCAGUCGGCUGUUGGAGUCAGCUCCUCAGAAUUUGCCUGCUGAAGAGCUGAUCACUCAGCUCCCAGCUGGAGACUCAGGUGCUGUGGCAGUGGAGACACAUGUCUCCGUUCCCUAUUUGGGGAACGUGGGUUAAGUACGUAACCAGGACGUUCCCCUUCAUAAGGGAACUUCUACGUGUGUCUGUAGUAAAACGCCACAGCAGCCCGUCACGCUCCUGAUGUGUAGUUUGCCAAGCAUAGACUGAGCGCACUGACAUCACCAAAAGUGCAACCUUCCAAUGUCCCCUAAGCCCAAAAUAUUACCAUUCCAUGGAAAUAAUAAGAAUUUAGAUCGGGGAUCAUAUUUAGAUCAUAGCUGGCACCUCAGUAUGUGGGUAGACCAGAUGGGCAUACCAGACAACACACUGAGCCAUGCACUCGACUCCUCCGCUGAGUCAGGUGGACAACAAUCUUUUCACACGAGACAGGGGGUGGCAAAGCGAAUAAUCGCUUAAAUACACACCCGUGAACUCGGUAGGCCAAUAGCGAAUUGAAACGCAUAGCUGAGUCUGACUGCCCGUGUGAGCUCCUAUAACCAGUCUGACAGAGUCCGAAUGAGCAGCAUCACCGGAACUAUCGCUGACCUACCUGAGGAGGGGCAGCUUUGGGAUGGUGAGUGCUCACCCUGGGAAGCAGAGCGUCCCAAGGAAGAGGUGAAAAUAAGAGGUUGACUCUUACCUUCCUCCCAGGAUCCUGCGGAGUGGCUGGAGAUACAAGAAAGGAGCUCAUCCUCUGGCACCCUCAAGCCUGUGGCGCAAUGCACCAAAAGCUGAGAGCUGGAAGGCAGUGCGUCCCGUGCUGGCAGCAAUUGGGCUUCCACAGCCAGAGGGAGGAUAAGCCGCUCUUUUGGGAUUGCUACAUACAUUCGCGGGGGAGCCCCGGCCUCCACCGGAGAAAGAACUGUUCUCCUCCUCUCCAAACGGCCUGCCUCAGGUUCGCUUUGCGGUCCGAGUACUGGACUUAACGGCAACCUGUGACUGGAGCGUCAACUCCCCGUGGAGGGGCUUGGCGCGUUCACUUAGUCAGUGGAACGGACUGUGACGGCGGAGCAUUUUGGAGCUGCGGAAAGAGCACACUCGGCGAGAAACGGCCAGUGUGGAUAGGUCUGAUGGGGAGAGCAGUUUUCCGAGCCCACCAAAAGAUGACCUCCUCCAUUGCGCAUGGCUGAGGAUCCCUGGGUAAAGCUCUCGACGGUGUCACCGAGAAGGCCUACCUGGGAUAUGGGCUCACUAAGAAAGCAUACUUUGUCAGCACGGCGCAUAUCUUCAGGAUAGACAAGGGUGACAUUUCCGGACCACUAUGUGGCCAUUGUCCUCCCCAGGGCACAGGCGGCCAACUUGAAGGUCAUGAGAGCAUAGUUGAUUGCCGUGCGAAGCUUACGCAUAAGCCUGGGGAAGAACCGCCCCUGUGCAGCACAGCCAGGAGGCCGUGGUGCAGUGCAGAAGCGGCAUGGCCCGCAGCGGUGUGGGCUCUGGCCACGAGAGACACAGAUAACCCACCCGCCUUAGACGGGGGUCUCACCUUACCCCUCCAGGUGGCGGCGCCCACCACCUGAGGAAAUAGCUUGUACCCACUGGCCGCCUCGCACGUGGACCGGGCAAAGAAAAAAACGCCCUCUAUGCCAGUGUGUGCUCGCUAUGCACCCCUGGGAAGAAGGGAACGGGUGCUGGAAGAUUCGUCUUAAUUCAGCCCACACAUCACACCCUCUAGUCGGUCAGGCGGUGAGACUGGAGGACCAGCCAUCUCCAGCCGCAUUGUCAAAACAGACCAGGAAGCGUAGCCAUUAUGUCUGAUUCGAGAACCGUGACCUCGCAUUGCACCCUGUAGGGUGGAAGCGAGCCCGAUCUGUCAUCUGAGCAUAACAGCUCGCCCCCCGAUGUCGCGGUGGACCUUUGAUCUCCGGUGUCAUCAAGCGGAGGCACGGGCAUCCCGGGGGAUGAACCGCACAACCACCCAAAGCUUGGAUGGGGCGCGCUGUGGAGGAGUGGGGGUCCGCAGGCCCAGAGGCAAUGGAUAAACCCCCACUGUGAUUCUCAGAUCUGCCCACAUGCUAACCGCUUUCACAGGGAGCAAAGGGGGUGGCUAAAGCCUGCUGUGCAACAGCCACGCCCAUACAGUGAGAGUACGAGCUGUCCGCGGGCACCGCAUCGACAUGCUGGACCCCCAGACCUGUCAUGGGAUACCCGUGCCCAUCAUCCAGAGAAAGGAACUACUGCAUCCAGAAACGCACAGUCAAAACAGCGUCUUAAAAAAGACGUGGUGAUUGACUGUUGCUCUCUUAGGGAAUCUGCCUUUUCAAAUGGAAACUGCUCUUUUGUGCACACCAGCGAAACUCUCAGGGGACAGGAAAUCCCAGAUCGAUCGCCGCUGUGAUCAGGUUGGCAGAUAGCGUGUCUUCAGUCAUGUGAUCGGGUCUGAAGGAACAAUUCUGAGGAGCUGACUCCUGCAGCAGACUGAUAUAGCCCUAAUUGGCUCAUCAGUUUCAGCUGUGGAGCUAUGCUCUGCCAAUUCAAUUGGCAUUUCAUUGGCCUGUUUUCUUAUCUUCAGAAGUGAUUGGUCAUCUAACGCACUCCCAAAAGUCUGUUUAUUACAGACACACGUAGAAGUUCCCUUAUGAAGGGGAACAAAAUAUUCUGAUAAAUGUUGCAAAAAGGCAGUCAUUGACAUCCAUUGUAGAAACAAAUACACUCUGGAAAUCAAUGGCUGAUGUUUUUUUUUUUUUUUUUGGAACAAGUCAAGGGUGAAUAAAUUGUUCAUUUUGGGUGAACUAUCCCGCUUUAAAUACAGUGGGGGAAAUAAGUAUUUAACAAAUCACCAUUUUUCUCAGUAAAUAUAUUUGUAAAGGUGCUGUUGACUUGAAAUUUUCACCAAAUGUUGGUAACAACCACUUAAAUUCACAUUCAUACAAUAAUAAUUAGUUUACAAAUGAAAUUAUGUGUAAUAAAAUGAAAUGACACAAAAAAGUAUUGAACACAUGAACAAAAGGAGGCGUAGAAAGGCAGUGAAAGACUGCUGCAGCUGAAAUCUCUUAGUAGUUAUUCAGCAACCCUCUGCCUUAGGUCAGUGUAAAUAAAUAUUCGCUACUUUAGUCCAACAUCUACAUUAUCAGGAUGAUGAAAAUGAAACCAGGGUGAACGUUUCAGCAAGACAGUGAUCCAAAACACAGCCAAAGAAACUCUCAAAUGCUUUCAAAAAAAGAAAAUCAAGCUGGAGAAUGGCCCAGCCAAUCACCUGACUUAAAUCCAAUAUAUAGUACAAGAUAAAGAUCAGAUUUGAUAGAUGAGACGAACAGAACCAAGAUUUUUACAAGAUUUUUGUUGAAGAAAUAAUAACACCUGAGCAAUUCAUGUGACUUCAUUCUCCAUAUGAGAGUCAUCUUUAAGCUGCCAUCAUCAAAAAUGCCUUUUAUAUAAAGUAUCAAAUACAUUUCAGUAGUUCAGUACUUUCUCCUUGUGUCAUUUUAUUGCUAUUACACAAACUCAUUUUUCAGUUAAUUUAUAUUUUUAUGUUUGUAUUGUUUGGGUUUUUACCAAAAUCUGGUUCAACUCCAUGUCAACAGCUCCUUUAUAAUAUUUUUAUCCAGAAAAAAACAUGACGUGUUGAAAACUUUCCCCCAUAUAGUAAAUACUGUAAACUAUACAAAUGAAAAACUGAUUUUGGUGCCAUUUUUUUCUCCAAGUGGCUGUUCGUUUCUGACUCUGAAUGAAGACACAUAAUUAGCAUGUAAGAUAAGUUGAUAAAAACAGAAAAAUAAUUUGUUAUUGAGGGUAUAAACAGCAUGUGCAUUAGGCAGAAAUGGGGAAGUCAUCAAGAUGGUAAUCACAGUGUGAGGAGGGAGGUAUGAAGUGCUUUGGUGCCAAAUUGGUUAAAUAGCAGAUGUGACAGAGCAUCAAUAUACAAAGAUGGCAGGCGAAGGUGAAGCAGCAGGAAAAGGUAAAGCCCAAGGAAACUCUGUGAUUUGUGUUAAAUGCAGAAAUAACAUGUUAGAAGUACAUUUAAGAACAAGCGUUUAGGAAGUGUUUUACAGGAAUGAGCAUAGAGUAGGUCUAGUGAAAGACAGUUGGUUGAUGUUUGAUAUUUUGGCUCAUGGUUAUGUAGCAUACGUGAUUUGGAGAUAUUCGCUUGUCUGUAGCUGUGAGUGUGAAUGUGAGCCAUGUUUUAGUCUGACCAAAAUUCAGUAUACUAAAACAAUAAGCACCAAAUGACUGUGAAUUGCAGUGAACUUACUGUGUAACAGCUAAGGUAUGACGGAAUGGCUGUCAAGGAACAGUUACAGAUGCAUAGUUUAUGUGUAAAGUAAUUUACAAUAGCUUAGGAUGCAGAUCAACCAAUUCGAAUCAAGAACUGUAGCUGUCAGUUUUUACAAAGUUAUAUACAGUUAUGUUUUAAAAAGGCAAACACAUUAAAUUAAAUUAUUUUAAUGUUUAUUCGUCUGCCUCUGGAAAUGAUCGAGAGUGAACAAGUUCAAAUAAUUCUGUUUUCUGCUAUGCAAGUUGAUACCUCGUUUGUAAAUCAUUUCCAACGACUAAGUAAUAUAGCCUGUGUUACCUUACACUCAAUAAAUAUCAUCACAUGGCAGCCAGUUGCCUCUUUCAACUUUCGCUAUCAGGCCUGUCAAAUACAAAUCCACGUUCGUUUCCACAUCAACAUGACGUCGGAACGACGUUAUACCCCAAUGUCGUGGGAAUGUUACACUUUUUUUGGAAAUGAAAAUCGAGUUGACGUCAGAACCCAAUGUCACACCAACAUCCAAUGUCUAACCUAAAAUCAACCAAAUAUCAACAUCUAAUGAUGUUACAACUUGAUGUUGUGUGGACAUUACCACUAUGACGUCUAUCAGAUGUUGGAUUUUGGUUGCUAUACUUGACGAAUAAAUGUCAGUAUUUGACGUCAAUAUGACGUUGGUUUAAGAUGUUGGCUCAACGUUGGAUUUUGAUCACUUUCCAUCACAACCUAAAAUCAACCAAAUAUCAAUGGCAUUUGACACCGUUAUUGGACAUCAGAAUAACAUUGUCCUUAGAUGCUGGCUAGACAUUGAAUUUUGGUGACCUGACGUCACGGCUUAAAUGUAAACUUAUAUUAAUGUCUUAUGACGUUGCAUGACUGCUGGGUCUUGCUUUUUCUUUGCUUCCUCUGACAAAAACCUUUUAGUUUUUUUUUUUUUUGGUUGGUCUGCCUUUGCAUUCAAGUAGGUAUUGGUUUUACACAGAAUUACAUAAUUUUGUCUCACAGUUAGCUUUAAGCAGGGAGAACAGGGAGAAGAGAUAUAAUUAUACCUCUAUCUCUAGUGUAACAAUGUAAUAUUAAUGAAUCAAGCUAUGACAUCAUUAAUAGACGAAAAAAAAAAAGAAAACACUUUAACUUAUCCUUUAAAAGGUUUUCAUAAUGCACAAAAAAUCACUUUUCUUGUUAUUUGUAAGUUUAACCAAGUUCUGCCAGAAAAAGGGGAAAGUCCAGUAAGAAGGAGAUUUAAACCCUUUUUGUGCAUGAAUAAAGAAUGUUGCAUUCAGUAUAAGAAAAGUAACAGUGCACUUUUGGCUAACUUCACCUAGGCUAUGAAACAACCACAGAAUACAUUAAAGUUAUGCUGCCACUGAGCAAUUUUAGAGACGUUAUUUUAAGGUCAGAUCUUACAUAAUGCUGCUUUAAGGGAUAAUUUGUCCAGUAUGAAAAGUGCUCAUAAUUUACUGACCCCAAGGCCAAUCGACAUGUAGAUUGUAGACUGAUUUCUUAGAAGGUUUUAGAUUUAUAGGCAUAGAUAAUAGUAACUGUCAUUUUGAGAGUUAAAAAAACAUUUCAGGUAAUGCUAAAUUAAAAUCCAUGGCUCCUUGCAAAACUAUUGGUCUGUGCAAGUAACCCGAACAUUAUUUAUUAAAGAUGCCAGACACAGAGAGUGAUGUCAUAUCCCGUUGGCCAUUCAGUUCAAGACAUUCCACAUGCUGAUAGCCCAGCAUGACUGCACUGGUAAUUGGCGAGGGAAGGAUGCUAAUUUUCUGUCAAUUGAGAGAGCUGGUAAAAUGAAGGGUUCAAGGGAAUAGUGGGAUGUGCAUUUAAGCAGGAAGCAGCUUUUUCUUCCGCACAGAAGCAUGAAAAGAACCACCAGCAUUUGGCCGCUAUUCUCUUUUCCACCCCCCCUCUGGUUCUUCUGAAUAAGUUCUUUACGCAUUGCUGAGCUGUAAAUGUUCACAGCUGUUUCUCUCAUCAGUCAAGCGCAAUAAUCUACUUUAUUGAGUUUGCUGAGAGUGUGUAUGCUGUCUGAGGUCAUUAAAUGAGACAACAGGGAUGUAUAGACAGCUGUGAGAUCUUCAACUCAAGUUUAUGUCAAGUUUCCUUUAAUGUUAUUAAUUCACAUGCAGUUUAAUCCUGAUGUUCCUCAUCACUCUAUAUAUACUGAGGAAAAUGAGGUUACAGCAGGUUGAGAGCAAAUUGAUCUACACUCUUUCAUUCAUUUAUUUGACAGAGUUUAUAAGUUUUUGUUUUGUCUAGUUCAGUUGAAAUGUAUGUUGCAUUUUCUUAUCUGGAUAGAUAUCAUGUGUUUAAAAAACAUGCUCGUUGUAUAUUUUAAAACACAGUGUGUGUCAUUAUAAUGUUAUUAAUGCUUUCACAGGUUGGAUAUGUAAACAUUAACUUUUUUAAAUACCAAAAUAAAUUUCAUAGAUGGUUUUAAGAUCUUGA
This is a messenger RNA of Danio aesculapii, 12397 nucleotides long. It is a transcript of the gene arhgap20b, whose product is annotated as Rho GTPase activating protein 20b. The transcript is spliced from 15 exons. NCBI's taxonomy places the organism in Eukaryota, Metazoa, Chordata, Actinopteri, Cypriniformes, Danionidae. The coding region runs from base 178 to 3645 and encodes 1155 amino acids. Gene Ontology annotation, molecular function: GTPase activator activity. Gene Ontology annotation, biological process: regulation of Rho protein signal transduction; signal transduction. The record is from RefSeq and is a predicted model, not a curated record.